Molecule: messenger RNA, 1095 nt
Organism: Nanorana parkeri
Lineage: Eukaryota; Metazoa; Chordata; Amphibia; Anura; Dicroglossidae
Gene: OPN5
Product: opsin 5
Exons: 7
Coding region: 64-1095 (343 amino acids)
Biological process (GO): G protein-coupled receptor signaling pathway; visual perception
Cellular component (GO): membrane
Molecular function (GO): G protein-coupled receptor activity
Source: RefSeq, a predicted model, not a curated record
CUUACCUAGGUGGACCAUGUAAACUUGACGCAUCUUACAGGGAUAAAUGACACCAGAAACAAGAUGGCAACAAAUAAAAGUUUCUUUGGAUACGGUGGCCUUAUUCCAAUGUUUGAAAGAGAUGACGAUCUAUUUGAAUCAAAACUUUCAAAAGGAGCUGAUAUAUGUGCUGCAAUAUACCUGUUAUGUAUUGGUGUUCUCUCUACAAUAGGAAAUAGCUAUGUAUUAUUGAUGGCAUGUCGAAGGAAAAAGAAGCUCAGACCAGCUGAGAUAAUGACCAUGAAUUUAGCAUUUUGUGACUUGGGAAUAUCAGUGACAGGAAAACCAUUCGCCAUCAUAUCCUUUUUCAGCAAUCGCUGGGUGUUUGGCUGGAGCAUCUGCCAGUGGUACGGAUGGAAUGGCUUCUUCUUCGGCUGUGCUAGUCUCAUCACUAUGACAGUGGUCAGCUUUGACAGAUACAUGAAAAUCUGCCAUCUGCGAUAUGGUACUUGGCUGAACAGACGGCACGCCUUCAUUAGCCUGAUCCUUAUCUGGAUCUAUGCAUCCUUCUGGGCCACUCUGCCAAUGGUUGGAGUGGGGAACUAUGCUCCGGAGCCAUUUGGAACAUCCUGUACAUUAGACUGGUGGCUGGCCCAGUCUUCUCUAAGAGGGAAGGUCUUUGUAAUCAGCAUAUUGAUCUGUUGUCUUAUUCUGCCCACCGUUGUCAUUGUGUUCUCCUAUGCGAAGAUCAUCGCCAAAGUCAAGUCUUCUGCUCAAGAAGUGGCAAACUUUGAUACCAGUAAUCAGAAGAAUCACGCGCUGGAGAUCAGGCUGACCAAGGUGGCGAUGUUGAUCUGCGCAGGAUUCCUCAUUGCUUGGAUUCCCUAUGCCGUUGUGUCGGUCUGGUCAGCUUUCGGGAGCCCGGAUUCCGUCCCUAUUGAACUUUCUGUGAUACCGACUUUGCUGGCAAAAUCAGCGGCGAUGUACAAUCCCAUCAUUUACCAAGUUAUCAACUGCAAAUGCCCAUGCUUCAGAUCGGCCAAGACUCUGCAGAAACCCAAUUCCCGGAUUUACACCAUAAGCCAGUAUAAAAAAUCUGUCCCCUCAACGGACUAA